Molecule: messenger RNA, 1944 nt
Organism: Prosopis cineraria
Lineage: Eukaryota; Viridiplantae; Streptophyta; Magnoliopsida; Fabales; Fabaceae
Product: aspartate--tRNA ligase 2, cytoplasmic
Exons: 10
Coding region: 127-1782 (551 amino acids)
Biological process (GO): aspartyl-tRNA aminoacylation
Cellular component (GO): aminoacyl-tRNA synthetase multienzyme complex; cytosol; cytoplasm
Molecular function (GO): RNA binding; ATP binding; aspartate-tRNA ligase activity
Source: RefSeq, a predicted model, not a curated record
GGAGUCUCGUAGUCGUAGAUUGAACAAUCCAAUCAAAGCAACCCUAAUCUUCAUACUUCUAUAAGUCUGAGAACGCAAUUUCAUUUCUCAUACCUGUCCACCCCUGCGUUACUCUUAAUCGAAACGAUGUCUUCAGAAUCCCAGGAGCCUACUGUACCUCCGCAGUCGGAACAACCAGACCAUGAUGAUGAAGAAUCCAAGUCUACAAGCAAAAAAGCAGCUAAAAAGGAAGCGGCAAAGCAAGAGAAGCUACGCCGCCGCCAAGAAGCUGCCCUAGCUGCCGCCACGUCAUCUCUAUCAGUCGAUUCUGAGGAAGACCCGCUCGCCGUCAACUAUGGCGACGUCCCUCUUUUGGAGCUCCAGUCUAAGACCGUGGCUAACAUCUCCGAUUGGACUAAAGUCGAAGUUCUUAACAAUUUAUUGGAGGGCAAGUGGGUUCUGAUUCGGGGCAGAGCGCAGACGAUCCGUGCCGUGGGGAAGAAAAUGGCGUUCUUGGUUAUCAGGGAGAACGGGUUCACUGUGCAAUGUGUGGUGCAGGUGCAGCCCAAUCAAGUAAGCCCUCAGAUGGUGAAGUAUGCGGCCGCAUUGAGCCGUGAAUCUAUUGUCGAUAUCGAAGGGGUCGUCUCCGUGCCCGCUACUCCAAUCAAAGGCGCUUCACAGCAGGUAGAAAUUCAAGUGAGGAAAUUAUAUUGUGUGAACAGGGCUGUCCCAACUUUACCUAUUAAUAUUGAGGAUGCUGCUCGAAGUGAAAUGGAAAUCGAGAAAGCUCUUCAGGCCGGUGAGCAACUUGUUCGUGUCAAUCAGGAUACGCGUCUAAACUAUAGGGUUCUUGACAUUCGAACGCCAGCCAAUCAAGCAAUUUUCCGCAUUCAAUCUCAAGUUGGAAAUGUAUUCAGACAAUUCUUAUUAUCUGAAGGCUUUGUUGAAAUUCACACCCCAAAACUGAUUGCCGGGUCUAGUGAAGGAGGUGCUGCUGUCUUUAGACUGGAUUAUAAGGGGCAACCUGCGUGCCUUGCCCAGUCACCUCAGCUUCACAAGCAAAUGUCAAUUUGUGGUGAUUUUGGCCGUGUUUUUGAGAUUGGUCCUGUCUUUAGAGCGGAAGACUCCUUCACUCAUAGACAUCUGUGUGAGUUCACAGGUCUUGAUGUUGAAAUGGAGAUUAAGAAGCAUUAUUUUGAGGUUAUGGAUAUAGUUGAUAGGCUAUUCGUGGCAAUGUUUGAUAGUUUAAACAAGAACUGUCAGAAGGAUCUGGAAGCUUUGAGAAGGCAAUACCCAUUUGAACCUUUAAAGUAUUUGCGACAGACUCUGCGCCUUACGUAUGAAGAAGGGGUUCAGAUGCUCAAGGAUGCUGGCGUAGACAUUGACCCUCUUGGCGACUUGAAUACUGAAUCUGAAAGAAAACUGGGCCAAUUAGUUUUAGAGAAGUUUGGCACUGAGUUCUACAUCCUUCACCGUUACCCACUGGCUGUGAGGCCAUUUUAUACAAUGCCUUGCCAUGACAAUCCGGCAUACAGUAAUUCAUUUGAUGUCUUUAUUCGAGGUGAGGAGAUAAUUUCAGGAGCUCAGCGUGUUCAUGUACCAGAAUUCUUGGAAAAACGUGCAGCGGCUUGCGGAAUUGAUGUCAAGACAAUUGCUACGUACAUUGAUUCUUUCAGAUAUGGUGCACCCCCACACGGUGGAUUUGGAGUGGGCUUGGAGCGUGUGGUGAUGCUUUUCUGUGGCCUGAAUAAUAUACGCAAGACAUCUCUGUACCCGCGCGACCCUCUCAGGAUAGCCCCUUGAUAAUACAUUCAAUCAGUGGUCUGGAUGUUACCCUCAAUUUUCUUUGACGUGAAUGUAUUUGUGGAUUUAGCAGCGUUGAUGCUCAUUGCCCUGCAAAUAAAUCAUUAUUUGUCUGUUAAACUUACUUUGGAAAGCAUCGACUUUUUAAUUUCUUUUGAGUAA